CCUUCCCCAGGAUAAUGUGAUGGUGAAUUAUGCAUGAGGCCAUGUGACCCAGGUUUAGUCUGAAUGAUUCAGGAGUGUGCGUGUACAUCCUGCUGCUGCUGCCCCCGCCUCCUCCUCCUCCCUGGCACAGACAGGAGACAUGGAGCUCUGCGCUGCCCACUGCUGCUGCUGCUGCUGAGUUCCUGGACCCGCUCAGUGAGGACUUCCCUAGACUCCAGCCCCACCAGGUUGUUUAAGAUCCAGAACACUGAAGAACAUGAGUUGCCGCCUUAAUUCAAAGAACGUGGAACACAGCUAAGAUUUUCUAUAACUGAAUGUUGGGAGAGUGUACUGCAAGCUGUGCUGAAGCAUUCUUCUCACUUUCUGUUUUACAUCCCUUAAAUCAUGAGUGGUUUCCUUUCAUAUCUGGACCCACGACGGAUUCCAUGGAGAGCCACAUGGCAUGCAUUCAAUUCAAGAGUUUUACGUACCAAGCCUGUGGAGUCCAUGCUGGAAGGAACCCCAGGAACAUCCACUCAUGGAACCAAACUGGCUCGGGUACUGACUACAUUGGAUCUUGUGUCUCUUGGUGUUGGCAGCUGUGUUGGCACCGGAAUGUAUGUUGUCUCUGGACUUGUUGCUAAGGAAAUGGCUGGACCUGGAGUUAUUGUGUCCUUCAUAAUUGCAGCUGUGGCAUCUAUAUUGUCAGGUGUUUGCUAUGCUGAAUUUGGAGUGCGUGUCCCUAAAACCUCGGGAUCUGCCUACACGUACAGUUAUGUCACCGUUGGUGAAUUUGUGGCAUUCUUCAUUGGAUGGAAUUUAAUCCUAGAGUAUCUUAUUGGGACAGCAGCAGGAGCAAGCGCCCUCAGUAGCAUGUUCGAUUCUCUUGCCAAUCACACCAUCAGCCACUGGAUAAUUGAGAGCGUGGGGACUUUAAAUGGAUUGGGCAAAGGAGAAGAAUCCUAUCCAGACCUUCUCGCCCUGGUCAUUGCAGUGAUUGUGUCAAUAAUUGUGGCCCUUGGAGUAAAGAAUUCGGUUGGAUUUAAUAAUGUGCUGAAUGUAAUUAAUUUUGCGGUGUGGAUCUUUAUUAUGAUUUCUGGCUUUUUCUUCGUCAAUGGGAAUAACUGGUCACAAGGGAAUUUUCUACCCUAUGGAUGGUCAGGGGUGCUGACAGGGGCAGCCACGUGCUUCUACGCCUUCAUAGGCUUUGACAUCAUAGCCACCACCGGAGAGGAAGCAAAGAGCCCAAAUACUUCUAUUCCAUAUGCUAUCACUGCUUCACUGAUUACCUGUCUUGUAGCGUAUGUGUCUGUAAGUGUUAUGUUAACAUUAAUGGUUCCAUACACUAUGAUUGAUACAGAAUCUCCACUGAUGGAGAUGUUUAUACUUCAUGGGUUCUAUGCUGCUAAAUAUAUUGUGGCCAUUGGAUCUGUAGCUGGGCUCACUGUAAGCCUGUUUGGCUCUCUGUUUCCUAUGCCCAGAGUAAUUUAUGCAAUGGCCGGUGAUGGGCUAUUAUUCAGGUUUUUGGCCCAUGUCAGCUCCUACACAGAGACCCCAGUGGUGGCUUGUAUUGUGUCUGGAUUCCUUGCAGCGCUGCUCUCUUUGCUGGUCAGCCUUCGGGAUCUAAUAGAAAUGAUGUCUAUUGGGACUCUUUUAGCAUACACCCUUGUGUCUGUGUGUGUGUUGUUAUUGCGUUACCAGCCUGAGAGCGACAUUGAUGGCUUUGUUAAAUUUAUUUCUGAAGAGCAUACUAAGAAAAAAGAAGGAAUCAUUGCUGAUUGUGAGAAGGAAGUCUGCUCUCCCAUGAGUGACGGAGAGGAGUUCACAGGUCCUGCUUCAAACACAUGUGGAGCAAAGAAUUUGCCAUCACUUGGCGACAAUGAGAUGCUGAUUGGUAAAUCUGACAAGUCUACCUAUAAUAUAAAUCAUCCAAACUAUGGAACAGUUGACAUGACUUCAGGUAUAGAGGCGGAUGGUUCUGAAAACAUCUAUCUUUUCAAGCUGAAGAAGUUUUUAGGUCCGAGAUAUUAUACAAUGAGAAUACGUCUUGGCUUGCCUGGAAAAAUGGAUCGUCCAACUCUGACCACUGGUCGAACAGUUACCAUCUGUGUCAUUCUCCUUUUCAUCUUGAAUUUCAUCUUCUGCUCCUUCAUAAUAUUUGGUGCAGAUUAUGUGUAUGAUCAAGUGUGGUGGGCUGUCCUCUUAGUCGUCUUAAUGGUACUUCUAAUCUUUGCAUUGGUGUUUGUUAUCCUACAGCAACCAGAGAACCCCAAAAAAUUACCCUACAUGGCACCAUGUGUCCCAUUUGUUCCUGCAUUUGCCAUGCUUGUCAACAUUUAUCUUAUGCUGAAGCUGUCAGCUAUUACGUGGAUUCGGUUUGGUGUCUGGUGCUUUGUAGGUUUGCUGAUAUAUUUUGGCUACGGUAUGUGGAACAGCACAUUGGAAGUUAGUGCAAGAGAAGAGGUUCUCCAUCAGAGCACCUACCAGCGGUAUGAUGUUGAUGACACAUUUUCAGUAGAUGAUGGCUUCUCAUACCCUCCAGAAGAAGAAAAGCCCCAGGACUGGGGAAGUGCAGAAACAAAAGGCACCUACUAUCAGCAGACGUCAGAGGCACAGGACAACAGCCGAACAAACAGCAGGUCCAAAACUAAAGGGAAGCAUAAGCAGGACAUUGAUGCUCUGAUUGCCAACGAGGAGUUAGACUACCCAGAAUAAAAGUAAUGCAUUGUGAUUGCAAUCCACCUCAGCUGUGGCCUAGAAGACUACAGCUUCAAGACCCUGCAUAGGGACUCCCUUCUAUCUCACACAGUCUGCUGCUUACUAAGAUGUAAACAAGUGUUUAACGUUUUGCUGAUUUUCAUUUUCAUACAAGUUUAGCUUAAAUUAUUUUACUAUAUAUUUUUAAGUCAUUUCAAUGAAUUUAAUACAACACAACACAACACAGAUUAAAAUGUUCUAUUUUUGUUCUCAUGUAUUCUCUAGCAGUUGUAUUCAGGAUUUAGAUAAAUAUUUAAAACGUUUUGAUGGCAAUAUUGCAGUGAACUUGUACGAUUUAUAUACAGAAGUAUUUAUACAGUUAAUAAUUUAAGAUUUUCAGUGUCAGUUAUUGGAACAAGAAAUGAAAAGACAAGGAGAGAGAAGAAUGGAGAGAGGCACCAGGGAAUCUGCUCCAGAAUGGCAUAAAUGAUAUAAGAUUACAUAUAAAGUAUAUUCACAGUUACACAGUAGAAGCACCAAAGAAAAUUGUGAUGCAAAAACAUAAUAUAAGGGUUACCCAUUAAAGCUGUUAUAGAAAUUUGUUGGAUAGAAUGGGAAUUGGAGAUUUUUUUACAGUAGCUCUGCAUUAAAGCGUUGUCAGGACAGCUAAUUAUAAUGGGUAAUAAAUAUUAAUAGGCAGGAAAUGUAUAACGCAAUGUUCCAGUGAAAGGUGCAGGUGGUGCACAGAAUAUAGGAUCCACAUAAUUUCUAAUGGUGGUAAGCACAGGACCUCAGGCAGGUUAAAAAAAGGAUUUCAUGGGCAUCAAAUCCCAUGUAAAUUGUCAGUAUAUGCUUUGUAUACAUGUAAUGAACAUAUGGUAUAUAUAUGAAGCCACCCUAGUAUAGUAUGGUUUGACUGGAAGGCUGUUUUGCAUGCCAGUGAUUGAAUAUGGAACUGCGCCUUACAUACUUGUGCACAACAGUUUCUGAUUUAGGGGAUAACAGAUUCCUGAUAAUCCCGCACAUGUAUAAAUAUUGCCCAAAUGAUGAUAAAGCCAGCAUAACUGAAUAAACGUACUCAUAGGUGUUGGAACGGGUGGAUGACAAGGGGAUGGCUCGCCCCCCGCCCCCCCAAACAUUUGAGAGGUGCCAGUCAAUGUGCUGGAUAACAGGGCACCAUCUAGUGUGCCACAGGCAGUGUCAGAAUGGAGAUAAUCCCCUUUGUGGCUGCUCCACCUCUUCUCACCCCAUAGCGUUUUUACACCCACCUCCAGUGCCCUACUACCCAGUGCACCCAGCUCCAGUCCCUACAGUGUGUUGCUAGUUACUGAGGACUAGCCCCGCUUCUGGGACCCUGCACCCUUCUCACCUCCCACUUUAUAUGUUCCUCCGAUCUUACCCUUCAGCUACCCCUUCGUCCUUUCUCUAUCCUUACCUCCCCAUGGACCCAAAUGCCAAUAAAUAUGCUUAAUGGCUAAUGAAUGGGCCCAUUAAUGUUGUACUUUUAUUCUAAAACACUAUUAUGUGCAUUCCACAUAGUGUCCUUUAUGCUGUUUUUAACAUAAAUGUGUGCAUAUUUGUGUGUGUGCAGGUAGAUUAGAUAGAUAGAUAGAUAGAUAGAUAGAUAGAUAGAUAGAUAGAUAGAUAGAUAGAUAGAUAGAUAGAUAGAUAGAUAGAUAGAGCUAAAUAAAUAUAGAUAGACCAUGAUAGAUAGAUAGAUAUAUAUAUAUAUAUAUAUCUGACAUCAGAAACAUGGUAUGGUGGGUAAGCUCACCGGUCCCUGAGGGGGCAACAUUCAGUUAUUUAGGGGCCCCAAAAUCAGAUAGCUUGGCCCCCCAACUUGGGGCGCCCCUGCAUAUAUUGGGGUUAAAAGAGGGAUUGUUCUUGAUCUAAAAAUCGCACAUCAUGUCCUUUAUCUUGAUAUUACUAUUUAGACAUAUAAAUGAGAUAAACUAUUGAUGUCACUGCUUUAUUGCCACCAUAACUACGUAGAAAUAAAUCAUGAAUGUGAUAGAAUGAAAAAAACGCUGUGCACAAAACAGUUUGGAGGAAAACGUAAUAUUGAUACACAGUAGAUUUUUGUUUUGUUAUUACAUUUGAAAAUCCAUUCUAUGUAUACAAGGGGAAAAUAUUAAAUUGUAUAUAAAUAUUUUAGGUAAAUAUAUUGGGCAGUGGCACCAUAUAUUCUUGCUGCACUUUGAUAUGAAUAGUAUCUGUUAUGCUCUUUUGGGUCCUAGGAUCUCUGUAAGAGGUGUUUUAUUACAUGAAUUUGGUAAGAGAGAAGUUAUGAGAUGAUUAUCCUCACGAUGAAUGUUUCCCUCAGGUUUGUAAUAUCAGAUUUAUUGAUGAUUUAACCUGAAAUGUAACAUCUUAGUAGCUGUGCAGAUUUAGAUUGUUAUUGUCACACAUUAUUAAGCCAGUACUUAUUUAUUAUCCUUAUUAAACUGGAAACAAAGCCAGUGUAAACUAAAAGGUCUUUUCUUAUUAUAUAUAACAUGCAGUUAAAGUUACAUGUCCCUCAAUACUCCUGGCUACCAAGAUUCUAAAUGCAGCUGAAAGCAAAUAUUUUUACAUGACAGAAUUUUUCUUUUUUUCUUUUUCUUUAAUCAAGGACACUGUAUUUGCAUUUCUUAGUUUUAUUUUACAAAAAGUUGUUUGUUUCUUUACUUUUUAUUUUCACAACCGAACCUAUUUAAUGCUGUUAAUAUUACUAGCAUGUUUGUGGAUAUUGUGUUAUUUCCACCUCAUUAUAUUUAUUAUGCACUGUCAGUGAUUAAUAUUUUACAUACACUAUUAAAGGAUGAAAGUGUUAUAGGCAAGACAGAGUGUAGUGUAACAUCAUGUAACCUUGCCCAAGUCUAUUGUUCUAUAUUCAGAUGAACAAUGAUAUCCUAUAUAGCCAGAGUUAUUUUGUGUCACUUCUUACAGUAUGAGAAAUAAUGCAUUUAAAUGAAUGAGUUUUAAGCAGCUACCAACCAAAUCAUUGGUCAUUGGAUAACAUCUUUGCAUGAUUUACUUUCAUAGAGAUAAUCUGGGCAAUUCAAUUUUUUAUGUGCCGGAUCUCAAGUCUAAAGUGACAGAUCACAGACGAUAUUCAAAUGAUAUUCAAAAUGUUUUGGGGUGCCCCAACAGCCGACUUUUUGUACAGCUCAGCUCACCACCUCAGGAGGCUGCGAGCGGAAAUGUGUCCUCCUGUAGCUAUUUGUGCCUGAAUGGAGCAGCAAUUGAAAUGCUCCGUCGGCGUCAUCUAGUGGCAGCUGUGGGGAAAAACAAUGGAAUUCCCCCCAGUGUGCUUAAAGUGUACUCAUCCAUAAGCGCCAAUAUCAAGUCCAAUCCCAGGACUCAUUCCUCAGCAAUGCCACUUUGCCAGGGUAUGGAUUGAUUGCAUUACCAACAAAACCGAUGUGACAGGUCCCCUAUAAAUUAAAUCAUGUAUCGCAGUCCAGUUUAUUAUGGACAUUAUAGCAGUAAUUAUGUCUGUCUCAACUUAAGUGAGGCCAGUAUUUCUAAUUUCUUUACUAUUUCUGACUUAAAUGUAAGGCCAAAUAUUUGCCUAUUUCCGAAUGUGCCGCAAAACUUCUCAGGUUUCACCACUGGAAUAUGGCCUUAAGUGUUUCAAGUCCUUCCUUCACCACCACACACAGAAGAAUGGAUGACUGUUCAUUCCAACUUUAUCCAUGAGCCAAAAAGCUCAUAAUCCUACCCCAAAACUCAGCUUGCAAAAUGUUUUAUUAUAUUUCUCUCAUCUUUAAUAAGUAGGCUAUAUACUCUGUAGCUCAGUGGGAACUAAUACAAAAGAUGUCUUGCAUAUACAGUAUUAUGUAUGCUUAUGUGUGUAAUGCUUGUGUUUAUGUUGUAGAAUUAACCUAAGGGUAUAUGGGUACAAUGGAGAAGGCUUUAUGCUGCAUGACAUGUCUAACUGCAUAUCUUCAUGCCUAAUCGUCCUAUUUAUUUUUCAGAGAACCUCUGAUAUACUGUAGGUGAAGAUUGGUUGUGUAUAGUGAUGACUGGUGAUAACUGAACCACUGUCUAUAGGUGAAAUGAGAGCAUAUAGAGCAGUGUGUAAGCAUCCCAUCCUCACGUGCUCUCUCUACCAUUCAAAACUACACAAAGUGCAAUUUUAUCACAGAUGUAAGACGAGAGAAAUAAAUAUACAUAUACAUGCCUUAAUCUAAUAUAAUAGAAACAUAUUUAAAUUGUGCUUUCCCAUACAUUACUAAGGGUUAAUAAAUCCUAAUCCUCCAUGUAAACCCUUUUCUAAUGUUUAAAAGAUGGGAGUUCUCACCAGAAAACAUGUUUAUAAAAAUACAUAUUAAAAUAAUAACCAUGCGUGCACUUUGUUAGGCUGUCUACUAUUCUGGCUUUUCUUUUAGCUGCGGGCAAUGCGAGUGGCUCCUUUCCUAUAACACUUACUGUGUACUGUAGAGCUAGUGUGAUCUCUAGAUCUGUUAAAUAAAUAUUGCCAUCUUCCCUGCUUCUACACCUAAAUCUGCUAUAUAGAUGUUCAGUUAAUUUCAUACAUAUAACACAUUGGUUAGAUAUAUAAAACGUUCUUAUAAUGAAAAGUGGAGGUGUUGCCCAGGGCAACCAAUCAGAUUCUAACUAGAAUUUGAUUGGUUGCUUUGGGCAACACUUCCACUUUACCAUUUUGGACAUUUUAGUAGAUCUAUCCCUUUACCUUUAUUUUCUAACAUAAAAAGUAAAAAAAAAAACAUUUUCAGAGUUUCUCCUAGUUUUUGAUCAUUAUGUUUCCAGUGAAACGCCAGUCAAUAAAUUGUUAUCUGAUACUCCAGUUGCAUUUUAAAUACUAAAUUAAGAAUCAGCAUGUUUGAUGUUUCCCUCCUGCCAUGAAUGGAGUAUGGAUUAUUUAAUAGCUUUUUUCCAGGAAGCAAGCAAUACAAAGAAAUAUAAUACAAAGGUUCCAUAGCAAAAUAAUACAUAUUUCCAUCCAACCUCCUAAACUGUUAAAAAAGGGGCAAUAAAACCUAUGUAUACCUAUUUUACUUAAACUUGUAAGCUUGUCUCUAACAUUUCUGCAUUAAAGAUUAAACGGGAGGGUUAGCAACGUGCGAUGGAGGAUGACUGCCAACCUGGGAAGUAGAGGACCAACAACAUGCAGCCCGAUGAGAGUAAAUAAAAAAAAUUUGACCCAUGGUACAGUGGUUCUUGUUUAUAGUGAUAUGUCAAAAUGUGAACAGAUGCUGAGGAAGCCAGCCAUGUUGGAUAUGUCUGCCUGCAUGAUAGCUAUGAUUCACUAUUGCCUCUUCCUAAAGCUGCAUAAUGGUCUAUGUGGGCCAGUGAUAGCCACACGAUGCUAUACACAGAGUCCAUGCACUACUGAGUUAGUAAGACCUGUCAAUAUAUUAGUGCUGGUCAGCAUUUGCACAUGCAUACAUGUCACAGAGAGCAGUAACUUCUAUGCCCACACUGCCAGCCCUCUCCUGACCACAGUCCAGAAUUGUUUGUGCAGGUUAUCAAGGUUUCCAUUAGUUGUACAAUCUUUGCAAACAUCUAACAUCUAGUUUGUAACUGUCUGCUAAUCAUAACCAGCAAAGCUGUCACACAGCAGGUAUUGCACGGGCAGAUGGCAAUUUCAGAAAUCUAAAUGUAUCAUUUGCUGCUUUGCAACGUGCAUUGACUUCUCAGGCUUCCGUUUAUGUCGAAGUCACAGUCCGUUUUUGUAGCCCCUGGUCAAUAUAUAAGCUUGGUCUGGUCAUAUCUGGCAAUCCACUUUUUUAGGCCAACUGCCCAUAUAUGAGCAGUAUUUGGCCAACAUAUGUAUCACCCAAAUGGCCACAGAUCUAGAGGCUUUAUGUGGAUGAUCCUGUGGAAUGACUGCAUGACUGUAUAUGGCUAAUUGCCAUUAAUGUUUCAGGGAAGUACAGCACUUUUAAGAAACAUCUGUAGAACUUGGACUACAUUUGGUUCACUCAGGACAUUUUUCAGAUUUCAGACUUACAGUACAUUUAUUUUGUUCCUAUUUUCCGUUACUGCAUGAUUCAAGUGGUCAUACCACCCACACACAUAGGUUAUUUAGGGAGCAAAUGCACACUACAAAAUGUUUUGUCUUAGUCCACCCACAAGAAGAUGCACCCUUACCCUCACUCUUGGGAGAUGCCUUCAGAACUAAGAAAUGCCCCUUGGUUUGCGGAGAGGCUGAAACAACCUCCAGAUGGGCACUGUGCAACGGAAGAAACAUGGCAUAAAACUCCAAUUAACUUGUAUGUUUUUCACCGAAGGUUCUGCUGAGUUUAGCCUUAUUUAUGGCUGAAAUUGUUCAUGAGAGUAGAGGGAAAUUGGGACUGAAUUUAUUAAUUAUGACAAAUGUGUGUAACAGGUAAAGUUCCAACAGGCUCAUUAAAAGUAAAUGAUGAGUUCCCAGAGACUGCCAGCUCUGAGAUGAUGUAAAACUAAAGCUCUGAUGCGGACUGGGCAUUGGCACAGCACCCCCAGUACCAUGCAGAAAGCCAACAGAAAACCACCCUUUCGCUUACCAAAGUGGAAAUCACCUUCACUCCUCCAUCACACAUUUCCUCUGUCUGUGCAAACAUCUCUUCGGCAAACACUUCUACCUUCCGACAUCAGCCCUUGCACUUCAGCUGAGAGCAAGGAACAGUUGAAUUUCCACUGCCCAGCAGGAUAUAUACAGUAUGUUUUAAAGGAGACAACAUGUAAAAGAUUAUCACCUAUCACAUUACUGAAUCAUGCGAUAGGCAGAUCCACUAUGAGGACAUAGCCCGACUCAAUGUUAGCUCCUGACAUUGCAAGCCUUCCUGUAUCUUUCCUGCAAACAUGAUGGUACUGCUGUAGUACAAGUCACUUGUUUGUGCCUUCUAGAGCCAAAAGCUAUCAGACCCUCCUUUAAGUAUUAUAAAAGAUCUUGGUUUUGACAUUUAUUUGAAUAACUAGAUUCUGGUAAACAUUCAUUCAAAUGUUUACAUGCAUUGCAAAGUCACAUUUCCUCUGUGCUUUUAUGUGCGCAAAUUUUUUUUUGAGACAUUAGCUAUUUGAAAAACAUUUUUUUAGUUACUUGCUUUGAUGUCUGUUACCCACUUAUCUUUGGCAUUGUAUAUAAAAGAGUGAGAAGCUAGUUUUAGCAUGUGAUUAAUGCUGGUGAAAUGUGGGCCAAUCAUGCUGCUCAUUCUGAGCGCACAGUAACAGGAUCAGUGUCCUGGAUGUGAUACAGCAAUUUGGCCCAGGUCAAGGUUUUGUCUUCCUCAAGUCAUAUGCUACAUUAUACAUACACGCAUAACCAACAUAUCUACCUUAUCUUGCUAUUGGCUAAAAAAUGUAAACUAUCAAUCAUUUUCACUGAAUGCCGCUUACAAUAAACAAGUUAUUUGCUUUACAUACUAACAUUAUUUGUCAGAUUGCAUUAUUAGAUGGUGAAGUCUGAUUGGAGGAGCCUACGGCUGAUUACCACUGGCACUGUGUAAUGUUGCAUUUGAUAUGUGGCAUUUAAAGAGCUCUUAACUUGUGGUUAAGGUGAUGGGAGACAAGGGGAAGAGAAAUGUCAUUCAUAUCAACACCAGUGUUGGGAAAAUGCUGACCUCUAGUACAAAUUCUAGUGUGUAUGUGAUUAAUGGAUACAAUAAGUUCUAUUUCUAUACCCAUUUACAUGUUUUUACUAAGGGUUAAAUCUUAGUAAUCACAUCCCUAAGAAAAAGGGAGCCAUGAUUGCUGGACCCAUGGCACCAGUUUGGAGAUAGCUGAGGAAUUAGUUAUGUCAUGAGUAUGGUGAAAGCACAGAUGCAUGCUGGGGGUGCUGUAGCUGCAUCUGCUCCAAUAGGUAUUCUACCAUCUGCAACGUCAAUUUUAAUCAGCAUCUGUCACCUACACAUUCUUCUUCGGCUUAUCUGUAGCAUCCUUCUCCAGGAACCUGACAAGUUCUAUGAUUGGGAUUGAGCAUGUAUAUAGGAUAGAGUACAGACUAGUGAUCGUGGUGUAAACAUUGGGGGUCUGAGUGGUAGCAGGGGCAUGAGUGAGGUAUUGGAAGAUGUGGUUUUUGACAUGGAGAAGACAGUUUAGGAUGGAGAAAGGGUCUGCUCUCUGUAGAUCUGCUAAUCAAUCACGUGUUACAUGUCCACUUUUAAUUAGCACGGUAAGAAGACGGUGGCUAUUCUUAGAUGUUUAGAAGGUGGUGAGUCUCCUAGUCAAACAUUGGAGGAACUGCCUUGUUUGGCUAGUAAUUGACUACAAGAGUUUUGUGUAUAUGCUACCAUUUUGUUUGCAAAGUUUAAAGACUUAGGGGGUCUAUGUACUAAGCCUAAGUACUAUGUACUAAGAGAUAAAGUGGAUGGAGAAAAAGUACCAUCCAACCAGCUCCUAGCUGUAAUUUUUCAAAUACUGUCUGUAACUUGGCAGUUAGGAGCUGUUGGGUGGUACUUUAUCUCUCUCCAAGGCUUUGUACAUAGACCCCUUUGAUUUUCCUUGUUAGAUCAUUUGGAUCUCAUUUGGGGUCUAUCAUAUGGUGGACAGUACAGUUAUGCAGGAAAUAGCAGUCAUGAGGAAUAAGAUUUGCUCAUGGGCCUGACUCAGAGGUCGAUGCAGACGCAUCUUUUGGUGGUCGUAUGUCUGUGACUUGAUGCAGAUUCUGCAACAAAGCCCUUCCCUGGUGUACACCCAUGGGUCUGAAUGUGCAAGGCCUGAGAUGCCCACUAUGAGCAUCUGUAGACACUGCAACACCACCUGGUGCAUCUUUAGAAGCCACUAUAAGUUACAUCAUCAUUAAAACUUGCAUCAGCCCUAUAGCAGAUGCAGAUUUUCCAUCUGAGUAUGGCCGCCAUUGUGAAUGAUUGAGCAUUUGUGUAUGCAAACACUUCAGCAACACACCCACAAUACUUCCAUAACACGUCGAUAAGACAGUCCAUAUCCGUGCAUCUAUGCAGCUCCUAGUCCCAGGAACAAGCAGCAAGAUUCCAAGACAUUGCUGAUACCAUGCAUCUCGAUUGCAACAGUGCCUGUGUGCAUACUCACUGUGUAAUGCAUGUACCAUGGCAGUUUGUACGGAUUUUCACACACACACAGUAGCAAAAGAAACAUCAGCAUUGCAUGUGGCUCUGAUUCAGGUCCUGUGUGUCUCCAUGGGACUAUCCACUUUCAGACAGAACUAGCAUCUUAGACUCGAACCAACUAAAGAAACAAUACAUCUUGUAGUCUUUUCAUGAGAGCUGUUGCACCUGUAUAUUUAAAAACAAGUGCUGACAAUGUAAUUUUCUGUAUCCAGAUGUUCCAUCCUUUAAGAAGGGAUCCAAGGUAGGGACACAGUUUAUAUACAGUAGCAGUAGAGGCUUACUUUGGAGGUUGUAUUAUUGUUUGUUUGUUUGUUUGUUUGUUUUAUAUUUCUUUUUGUACUAAUAGAUAUUGAAUGCAAUGAUUUAUUAACGAAAGUGGAGUUUGUUAAAAUUACCUGUAUAUUUGACUGUGCUACUUGUCAUAAUCGCCAUGUGUCACUCUUUGGCUUGUUCCCAAGGAAGAACCUUGGAAGUCCCACUUAAUUCAUUACGUGUUUUUUCUACCUGGUCCUUUGGGUAAUUACUUCCUGUGCUCAAGUGAUUGUUAUUUUCAAGGUUAUAUUAUGUAUUUGUUAAUUAUUCAGUAGUAGUUUUAUAGUAGAUAGUUUCACAGGUUUCGGGUUGUGAUUAUUUGCUUGGUUAUUGGAUGAUUUAUUUAUUAAUGUUAAUUGUCUUGUCACGUGGUGUACUUGUAUACUUGUAACAAAGGAGAAGGCAGAAGGGGCUAGGCAAAUGCUGUGUUUUCUGGAUAUUGAGGUAGACCUUAUUGGUUUGCCUGAAAAGCUAAGAUGAAUGAAUUGCAAUCAUUGCUGGGUCAGCUGGUAUUUGCGUGUUGGGUAAUGCCGAACAGAAAUGUUUUCUGUAGGCAUAUAUCCUUGGCCACAGUGGAUGUCAAAGUUCCUAAUUAUUGCAUUAGAGUGUGCUGGCAGAUGCAAGAUUAUUUUACUGUGCAGCUUAAUUUUCUUGAUUAUUACAAUACCAAAUUGUGUUGGUUGCAAAAUAAGUAUGCAAUUCAAUUGGUUUUCGUGUCCUCUUUUUGGGUGAUGGUGUGUGGUGAUUGGCUGGCCUAAUGUGCCCAGCUUGAUUUGGAUAAGGUGAACUUUGUUAGAAUUGUUGCAAAUUAUUAUGAAUAUUGAAUGGAUGGGUUAGAGACUGAGGAACAGACAGAUUGUUUCUUUGGACAGAUAAUAAGUGUAGGUCAUAUGAUCUUUUUCAAGUGUGUUUUUUUUCUUGCCUGGGUGAAAGCAAAAGUCAUUACCACCCUUAGGUUACCAGUGUCACUUCUCUAUUUUCCUCCUUCCAUGGAAAAGUCGUCAGUUCCUUCAGUUCCUCAUGGAUCGCCCCUUUUAAAGAUAUGGUACACAUUUACCUAUCUUCCCAACUUCUCUUCUAGAGUGCUUGCUUGAGUCUCUUCCCGAAUCAUCCUGGAUGUCCCAGCCUUUUCUCAAACUAAACAUGCAACCGAAGCCCUUGUCCACAUACUCAUCAUCUACCUGCAUGACUACUGUAACAUCCAGCUUUCUGGUCUCCUUUACUUGUCUUUCCCCACCUCAACCUAUCAUGAAUACUGCUGCACAUUUAAUGUUCCUUUCUAACUGCACUGUGUCAGCCUCUCCCCUCUGCAACCUCCUUCACUGACUUGCAAUCCCCUUCAAACUCCACUUUAAUAUCCUGACAUGAGGACUUAAUAACUACCACCCAACCCUAUAUCUCUAACCUCAUUUCUGUCAGGAUGUAGUUAUGUGACCGGCGGUCAGGAGACCGCUGGUCACAAUACCGACAGCUACAUCCCAUACAUUCUAAAUCCUGACAGUCAGCAUGCCGACUAACAGGGACUAUUCUCACUCAUGGGUGUCCACGACACCCAAUCAAUGGAUCUGCAGAUAUAUCUACAGCCGGAUUGUGCAGUGUGUUGUACAUACACACUGCCCGAUCCGCUGUGACUGACAUCACGAACUGGAUGGGCAUUUACAUGCGGCCGCCCAGUAAAGCCAUCAGUCACUGGCGGCCACUACAGCAUGUGUACAGGUGGUUGGCUGACCGCCCGUACACACACAACGAUGCACCAAUAUAUCUAUAGAUAUACUGAUCAUCGUGUGUACUGCAGGACCGACGCGAUAUGAUGUGAACGACGGCGUUCACAGACAUAUCAUUGGUACACACUGGCUGAAGGGCCAGCUAUAUAUAUCGGCCAGUGUGUACCCAGCAUUAAAUGUAUGACUUGUGAUUAGUGCAGAUUAUCUGGUAUCCAGAUGAUAGCUCGACAGUGUAUUGGUCGACAGUAUAUGGUCAACAUGCAUUAGGUCAACAGGUACAAAAGGAUAACAAUGCUUAAGGUCGACAGUUUCAAAAGGUCAACAUGACAGUGGUCAACGCACAAAUGGCCUACACGUUUUUGGGGUUUUGCACAUGUUUUACCAAGAUUUGCUUUAUUUACUGUCCAUGUGGACAUCUUUUGGGAAUAGUAACCUGUGGUAAGUGAAGCGAGCCCGCGAGGAUCUACAUUUGUACUGAUGGUGGUCAUAGAACAUGAAAUAUACAAGAUUUGGUCCAAAAAGAUCUGUUGACCAUUGUCAUGUUGGGCUUUUGAACCUGUCGACCUUUCAUAUGUCUACUUUGUGUACCUGUUGACCUAAUGCAUGUCGAUGAUUUGGUGUCAACCUAUUGACUGGCGACCAUUACUUUGUCCAUCUAUUAUACCACACCCGAUUAUCCGGGGUAGAGAAAUGUCAUGGGGAAGGCAUGAAAGGAGGUCAGUAACUAUUUAUGGUCUCACGUAUUCACUUAAAUUGUAGUUGUUUUGCCCACUAUGAUACCAUUUUAGUUCCAGUUGCAUUUCCUAGUGAGCUGGGUUCACAUAGUUCUAGGAAGAUUGUAGUUUGAGAUAUUUGAGAUGUUGACACUAUGGUAAAGUGCUAAAAUCCAUGAUGGACCAGUUGGGUAAGGAACUAAGAACACAUUCAGAUGCAUUUACUUCAGUGAUCUGGGUCACUGUAUGGCGCUGCUGGCUGGGCUGGUCGCUAAGGCUCUGAUAUAUGGAUAUCCUCAGGCUGGCACUCAUUUUUAUGACUGGUUAAACUCACCAUUACAUAUAAUUCAAUAAGCUGUUAUGUUAAAAAAAAGUUGUGGCCUUGCCCUUAUUCAAAUGUAUCCAUGUUUCCUGUGUCUUGGGUUAUGUUGCCUAUAACUUCUUAUCAGUCAUAUAUUUAUAGCACUACUUCUAUAAACUGCCUAAUUUUUAUUUAACAUGUAGACUUGUAUAUCAAAUAUAUUGGGGUAAUGCAUUCUACAUAUCUGAGAUGGAUUUUAUUGACAUUUCAUACAAUAAUAGCAUCUAUAUUUAGUUUAUUAUUAUUAUUCAGUAAUGUUUGUAUUGUGCACCGGCACCCGUUCUCUGUGUGUAGCACUACAGGUCUCAGCUGGUAGCACCUUCAUUACUGGCAGUUAGGGUGUGCAGUUUAGGGCGCCCUCUCCCUUAUUUAUUUAACCUAAAUUUAUUUGAACUAUUUAGAAUAUUUAAAAAAUCUAAUCCAAAACAAUGAAUUUGUAUUAAACUACUGUAUAUCAGCUAACCAAAGGUAAGUAUUAGUUUAGGAGGUAAAAAAAAAUGAAUCCUGAAAGCUACCUCAACCUGUUGCUACAAUAAAACUUUAAAUAUAUUUAACAAGAGAGAGAACCAUUCUUUUAAUAACACCGUGUCCCUUAUUACACUGUGAUAUAAGUAACACUAUACAACAGGGAAUACAAUGUCUGGCUUUUAGUCACUGAUAUAUAGUAGUCAGACAGGCAUUAACAGACCAUGCUGCGAGUUGUAUAGUGAGAGGUAUUCUGGUUGAUAGGAAGUGUACAGGUGUCUAUAUAUAAAGUUUCUCUGCUAUAAAGGGGUUAGGGGUGCCUGUAAUAUGGCAACCUGAAUCCCCAAAUGUAGGGAUUUAAUUUAAAAAUGUUUUUUUUUUCUAGAUGCAAAAGUCUAAAUUAUUAUUAUUCACUAUGUUGUCAACUUUAAUGCUAAGUACAAACAACUUUGUGUACGGAAUUAGAAAGGUGCCAUUUCAGCCUUUGUCUUCGGUAUACCUCUGCAGCUAUUUAUAAAUAUAUAUCUAUACAUACACAAGCUCACACACGCUGGCAGCGCCACUCGAGAGACAUUUUUUUAUACACUAUUCCUGAGAGUGCCGGAUUUUUGACCUCUAACAUAUACAGGUUGAGUAUCCCAUAUCCAUAUAUUCCGAAAUACGGAAUAUUUCGAAAUACGGACUUUUUUGAGUGAGAGUGAGAUAGUGAAAUCUUUGUUUUUUGAUGGCUCAGUUUACACAAACUUUGUUUAAUACACAAAGUUAUUAAUAAUAUUGUAUUAAAUGACCUUCAGGCUGUGUAUACAAGGUGUAUAUGAAACAUAAAUGAAUUGUGUGAAUGUACACACACUUUGUUUAAUGCACAAAGUUAUAAAAAAUAUUGGCAAAAAUUACCUUCAGGCUGUGUGUAUAAGGUGUAUAUGAAACAUAAAUGCAUUCUGUGCUUAGAUUUAGGUCCCAUCACCAUGAUAUCUCAUUAUGGUAUCUAAUUAUUCCAAAAUACGGAAAAAUCCGUUAUCCAAAAUACCUCUGGUCCCAAGCAUUUUGGAUAAGGGAUACUCAACCUGCAUACACACACAUUAUAUAUAUGUAUAUAUAUAUAACUUUUCCAGACCGGCACUCCAAUACAGGCAUUGCUUACCCCGGUGCACGUUUCAGAUCCACAGCCAGAUCCCUAAAUAAACUCCACACCAACGGCACACAGGGG
This is a messenger RNA of Pseudophryne corroboree (corroboree frog), 16472 nucleotides long. RefSeq names its product solute carrier family 7 member 14 (gene SLC7A14). The transcript is spliced from 9 exons. Gene Ontology annotation, cellular component: plasma membrane. Gene Ontology annotation, biological process: transmembrane transport; amino acid transport. Lineage: Eukaryota; Metazoa; Chordata; Amphibia; Anura; Myobatrachidae. The record is from RefSeq and is a predicted model, not a curated record. The coding region runs from base 385 to 2694 and encodes 769 amino acids. Gene Ontology annotation, molecular function: amino acid transmembrane transporter activity.